GGAGUCCUAAUCCGUGCCGGGCUGACAGCUCGGCCUAGCUCCAGUAAUAUGAAGGCUGUACCAUCUGAUAGGACAUUUACCAUCGGAAAGGAAUAUCUCUCGUCCCAUCGCUUCCUCAAACUGGUUUUAUUUUAGGUUGGAAAGGAGUGUCCAGUCUGACCCAGAAUGUCCUUCUGCGUUCCCCGGGACACUUAAGGACCUUCUCCCGUCCCCGCCCCCCAAAGAGUAGCCCAGACUAGUGACCCCGGCCUCAGCCUCCAUCACCCCUGGACCCCGCCCCCCCAAGAGAGAGCCCGAGCGAAUAGAGCCACACCUUCGGAGGAGCAUGACAUCAUAGCGUCCUCCAUCUCGAAGCAUCUCCCGUGCACCACGAGCCAGGGGCCGCCAGCUGACACCCCCUGACCAUGGAGGACCCGUACCAGAACAACGUGACCCAGCCGCAGGGGGGCGACGGAGGCCAGUUCACCUACCCCCCCCAGGAGGGCAGCGGGCCCGACGGCUACCCCUACCAGACGGACUUCCCCGCCAAGGACGAGGAGGACGCGGCCAGCGACGCCACGGAGGGCCACGACGAGGGCGAGCAGAUGUACGAGGGCGAGUACCAGGGCAUCCCCCACCCCGACGAGAUCAAGGAGGCGCGCCGUGCCGCCCGCAUGGAGGCCCGCCGGAAGGCGCGGCAGGAGGCGCAGCUCGAGGACGAGGACGACCUGCCCGACCAGUACGAGAACAUCAUGGAGGACUGCGGCCACGGGCGCUUCCAGUGGACGCUGUUCGCCGUGCUGGGGCUGGCGCUGAUGGCGGACGGCGUGGACAGCUACGUGGUGGGCUUCGUGCUGCCCAGCGCCGAGAAGGACAUGUGCAUCACCAACGCCGACAAGGGCAUGCUGGGUCUGCUGGUGUACGUUGCCAUGCUGGCCGGGGCGCUGGUGUGGGGGGGGCUGAGUGACAAGCUGGGCCGCAGGAAGGUCCUGAUCUACGUCCUCACCAUCGACAUCGUCUUCAGCUUCCUGUCCUGCUUUGCCCAGGGCUACGGCUUCUUCUUGUUCUUCAGGUUCUGCUCCGGCUUCGGGAUCGGAGGUUCCAUCCCCAUCGUGUACACCUACUUCGCAGAGUUCCUCCAGAUAGAGAAGCGAGGAGAACAUCUCAGCUGGCUCUGCAUGUUCUGGAUGCUGGGGGGGCUGUACGCGUCCUUCACCGCAUGGGGCAUCAUCCCCCACUACGGCUGGGGCUUCGCCAUCGGCACUGAGGUCCAGUUCCACGGCUGGAGGGCCUUUAUCCUGGUCUGUACCUUCCCCGCCAUCGCUGCCCUCGUGGGUGUGAUCUUCAUGCCAGAGAGCCCCCGCUUUCUACUGGAGAACGCCAGGCAUGACGAGGCCUGGAUGAUCCUGAGGAACGUCCACGACACCAACUGGAAGGCGAAAGGGGAGCCAGAGAGAGUCUUCACUGUGACCAACAUCAAGACGCCCCAGACCCAGGAGGACGAGUUCAUUGAGAUCCAGAGCGAGACCGGUACCGCCUUCCAGCGCUGGACCGUCAGACACACCACCCUGCUCCAGCAGGUGAUGUCUAACGUCAUGUCGCUCUCGGCUGCAGAGCUCAGGUUGCAGGGUCUCUUCCUCGUUAUCGUCUGGUUCUGUCUGGCGUUCAGCUACCACGGGCUAGGCGUGUGGUUCCCAGACAUGAUCAAGUACAUGCAGUACGAGGAGUACGAGGCCAAGACGCGCGUGUUCCACAGGGAGCGCGUGGAGCGCUUCCACUUCAACUUCUCUCUGGUCAACCAGAUCCACCGUGAGGGGGAGUACAUCCAUGACAAGUUUGAGGACAUCGAGAUGAAGUCGGUGAAGUUCGAGCACUCCCUGUUUGAGAACUGCUACUUUGAGGACAUCAGGUCCACCAACACCUUCUUUGAGAACUGCACGCUGAAAAACACUGUGUUCUACAACACAGAUCUGUGGGAGGAGAAGUUCAAGGACUGCCGCAUGGAGAACACCACAUUCCUGCACCCCAAAAAGGGCUGCCAUCUCAACUUCCAGGAGGAGAACGACAUCGUCAUCUACCUGGUCAGCUUCCUGGGCAGCCUGGCAGUGUUGCCUGGCAACAUCAUCUCGGCGCUCUUCAUGGAUAAGAUAGGAAGGAUCAAAAUCAUAGGCGGCUCCAUGCUGGGCUCGGCGGCCUGCAGCUUCCUGCUGCUGCUGAGCUUCAGCCAGGGGGCGGUGAUCUGCUGGCAGUGCCUCUUCUACGCCGUCAGCGUGGCCGCCUGGAACGGCCUGCAGGUCAUCUCCGUGGAGGUCUACCCCACCGCCAAACGAGCGACGGCGUUCGGCAUCCUGAACGCCGUGUGCAAGUUUGCCGCCAUCAUCGGCAGCUUCAUCUUCGCCUCCUUCAUCGGCAUCACCAGGAUCGUCCCAAUCUUCCUGGCCAUCGCCGCGCUGGUGUGUGGCGGCCUGCUGGCGCUCAAGCUGCCCGAGACGCGCGAGAAGGUGCUGUCCUAAACCGCCAAAGCCCCGCCGGGAGGCCUGCCCCCCCCGCCACCUCCGUCUCACCACCCCCACUCACACCACACACCCAGCCCCAUAUGAAGGCUGAUUUACACAUGUAUGUGUGUGUGUGCGUGUGUGUGUGUGUGUGCGCGGGGGGGUCAAAAGAGAUACAGUGGAUGUGGAGUGGAUGGGGUAGUCAUGGUGAUUUGAUCUGUCCAGUAUCCACUCUCAUCCGACUCUGCGAUGACAUGAGUUUUAUCAAACCACUGUUCAGACCCAUGCUCAAAUACACUAACACACACACACGCACGCACGCACGCACACACACACACACACACACACACACACACACACACACACACACACACACACACACACACACACACACACACACACACACACACACACACACACACACACACACACACGUAGCUAGUGACUUCCUGAUGUCUGAGGCCUGUGUAGGAGGAAGGUUCAAUAUGAAGGUCUAAAGAAGAGCUUAAAAAGGGUCAAGUAGUUUCUGUUGUGGUGCAUUAGUGUUUGAUGAGGAGGAGGCUGUUCCAUCCUCUUCAUCCUUGUCCAGACAUAGCCUCUCUGUGUUUUUUAACACAGCUGAUGGACUGAUGGAUAUAUUGAUCUAUUGAUCUGUACUGUGACAUCUCUGUCAGAAUCCAUGAUUGAUCCUCAAUUAUGUGUUUCCCUUCUCACCUUCUCCUCUCACCUGCUAGCGUCUCUAUCUCAACAAUGUUCCCUAGAACCUCCUCCUUCUGCUCCCCUCCUCCUCCUCCUCCUCCUCCUCCUUUUCCUGCCCCAUCUCCUCUCCUCCUAAUUGUUCUCCUUUUCCUCCUCCUCUUUCUGCUCCUCAUCCUCCUCCUUCUUCUCCUCCUCGUCCUCCUCCUUCUCCUCCUCCUCCUCCUCCCCUUAUCUGAACAUGCUGUGACAAAAUGUACCAACACUAAUUUGUUCCGUUCGUGUGUUCAUGACCUUCUUGCUGUAUGUGUGUAUUAUGAUGUUUUUUUGAACGAUGUCUAUGUUUGAGAUUAGAUAUUUUGAUAUUUUGCUCUCUUUUUGACGUUGUGGUGAGGAGCAGUGCUCGCGGCCUUAGCUGCUACGCUGCUUUUCUUACAACAUAGAUCCACAUUUCUAAGGAGCAUGUUACUUUCUGCGCUGACCAGCCUGUGUGUGUGUGUGUGUGUGCGUGUGAGUAUGUGUGUGUGCGCGUGCGCGUGUGUUUAUGUGCGUGUUUGUGAGAGAGAGAGAGACAGCGAACAACAGUGUAUGUAUGUGUUAAUGUGCUCAUGUUUUUGUGUGUGUGUGUGUGUGUGCGUGAAAGACAGACAGUGAGCAAGAGUGUGUGAAUGCAUUAAUGUAUGUGUGUGUGUGUGUGUGUGUGUGUGUGUGUGUGUGUGUGUGUGCGUGUGUGUGUGUGUGUGCGCGCUUCGCGGCUGUUAUCUAUUGUCUGUGAACAUAGCCCCGUAGCGUUUACAGUGUAUUUUCGUGUGUUGCUGUCGAGACGUAGCGGCGUAUGUUUGUGUGUGUUAGCUCAACGUAUCUCAUAAGACUCUUCAGCCCUGUUGAUGGGAGGGGAUGUAGGACCACGGUGGUCUUUCCAACACAAGCGAACCGUUUCAAAAUAAAAGCCCCAAAGAACACUGAUGGAGAAUAUCUGGUCUUCCCUGCCACUUAAGUUAGCGAGGUUCCGCUCUUCACCACGUUGGAGAACACUUCCACUCUGUUUUGUUUUGUGAUGUCGAUAAAAUUUGAAAUAAACAUGUGAAUGUA
Messenger RNA from Gadus macrocephalus (Pacific cod), 4262 nucleotides. RefSeq names its product synaptic vesicle glycoprotein 2Ba (gene sv2ba). Gene Ontology annotation, cellular component: membrane. Gene Ontology annotation, biological process: chemical synaptic transmission; transmembrane transport. The record is from RefSeq and is a predicted model, not a curated record. The coding region runs from base 405 to 2492 and encodes 695 amino acids. The transcript has 13 exons. NCBI's taxonomy places the organism in Eukaryota, Metazoa, Chordata, Actinopteri, Gadiformes, Gadidae. Gene Ontology annotation, molecular function: transmembrane transporter activity.